GGCCAGUUCUCGCCGUGUCUCUGCUUUGAUCUUUCCUCUCUUCGUUUCUUCCCGUCUCCACCGCCGGUGGCUGAGCACCGCCGGAGCUAUCCGCAGCGAGGAGAGAUGAGUGGCCACGACUCUAAGUAUUUCUCCACUACAAAGAAAGGAGAGAUUCCCGAGCUCAAAGAAGAGCUCAAUUCUCAGUAUAAGGAUAAGAGAAAGGAUGCAGUUAAAAAAGUAAUUGCUGCAAUGACAGUGGGGAAAGAUGUGUCCUCACUCUUUACAGAUGUUGUAAAUUGUAUGCAAACUGAAAAUUUGGAGCUCAAGAAACUUGUAUAUCUGUAUCUCAUCAACUAUGCCAAGAGCCAGCCUGAUCUUGCAAUUCUUGCUGUAAACACAUUCGUGAAGGAUUCCCAGGACCCAAACCCUUUGAUCCGUGCAUUAGCUGUGAGAACAAUGGGAUGCAUUCGUGUUGAUAAAAUUACUGAGUAUUUAUGUGAUCCAUUGCAACGGUGUCUGAAGGAUGAUGAUCCAUAUGUUCGGAAGACUGCAGCUAUAUGCGUUGCUAAACUUUAUGAUAUUAAUGCUGAGUUGGUGGAGGAUAGAGGUUUCCUGGAUGCCCUCAAGGAUUUGAUAUCUGAUAACAACCCAAUGGUUGUUGCAAAUGCUGUUGCCGCGCUAGCAGAAAUUCAAGAGAACAGCAGCAGACCCAUCUUUGAGAUUACCAGCCACACACUGUCCAAGCUUCUUACGGCUCUAAAUGAAUGCACUGAGUGGGGUCAAGUUUUUAUUUUGGAUGCUCUGUCCAAGUAUAAAGCAGUUGAUGCCCGUGAUGCAGAAAAUAUAGUUGAGCGAGUUACUCCACGGCUACAACAUGCAAAUUGUGCUGUUGUUCUUUCAGCUGUCAAGAUGAUUCUUUUGCAAAUGGAAAUGAUCACCAGUACUGAUGUUGUCAGAAACCUUUGCAAGAAAAUGGCUCCUCCUCUUGUGACUUUACUUUCUGCAGAACCCGAGAUUCAGUAUGUUGCAUUGCGUAACAUAAACCUUAUAGUGCAAAAGCGUCCCACUAUUCUUGCCCAUGAAAUAAAGGUUUUUUUCUGCAAAUACAAUGAUCCAAUAUAUGUGAAGAUGGAGAAAUUAGAAAUCAUGAUAAAGCUUGCUUCUGAUAGAAAUAUUGACCAAGUUCUUCUGGAGUUCAAAGAAUAUGCUACAGAAGUGGAUGUUGAUUUUGUCCGAAAAGCUGUCCGUGCUAUUGGGCGCUGUGCCAUUAAGUUAGAGAGAGCAGCUGAGCGUUGCAUCAGCGUUCUGCUUGAGUUGAUCAAGAUCAAAGUAAAUUAUGUUGUUCAAGAAGCAAUCAUUGUGAUUAAGGACAUUUUUAGGAGAUACCCAAACACCUAUGAAUCCAUAAUUGCUACACUUUGUGAGAGUUUAGACACCUUGGACGAGCCAGAAGCAAAGGCAUCGAUGAUUUGGAUAAUUGGUGAAUACGCUGAAAGAAUUGAUAAUGCCGAUGAGCUCUUGGAAAGCUUUUUGGAGACUUUUCCUGAGGAACCUCCUCAAGUCCAAUUACAGUUGCUUACGGCAACAGUUAAACUUUUCCUUAAGAAGCCAACCGAAGGCCCACAGCAGAUGAUCCAGGUCGUUCUGAACAAUGCAACUGUUGAAACUGACAACCCAGAUCUUAGAGAUCGUGCAUAUAUAUAUUGGCGACUACUCUCGACUGAUCCUGAGGCAGCAAAGGAUGUUGUUUUGGCUGAAAAGCCUGUCAUAAGCGACGACUCUAAUCAACUCGAGCCUACACUCCUCGACGAGCUUCUCGCCAACAUUGCCACAUUGUCCUCCGUCUACCACAAGCCCCCAGACACAUUCGUAACUCGCGUCAAAACCAUUCAAAGAACCGAGGAAGAAGAAUAUCCCGACGGAAGCGAAACGGGGUACUCCGAGUCACCGUCUCACGUCGCUCCGGGUGCAUCUUCCCCAGCCACGACGAGCAAUCCACAGUCCGCCACUGCCAGGCAACCGGCCGCCGCUCCAGCUCCCGCACCCGUACCCGAUCUACUCGAUCUUAUGGGCAUGGACGGCAACAAUAGUGCCAUUGUACCAACUGAUCAGCCUCCAACCCCCGCAAGCCCUCCUUUGCCGAUUCUCUUACCUGCACAUACGGGUCAAGGCCUACAAAUCAGCGCGCAGCUCGUAAGCAAAGAUGGCCAGGUAUUCUACAGCAUGUUGUUCGAGAAUAAUUCGCAGGUACCGCUCGAUGGGUUUAUGAUUCAAUUCAACAAGAACACAUUUGGCCUCGCUGCAGGCGGACCUCUCCAGGUACCACAAUUGCAACCCGGGGCAUCCGCAAGCACUCUUUUGCCUAUGGUUUUAUUCCAGAACAUGUCUCCGGGUCCGCCGAGUUCCCUCCUGCAGGUUGCUGUGAAGAACAACCAGCAGCCGGUAUGGUAUUUCAGCGACAAAAUUCCACUGCAAGUUCUGUUCACCGGCGAUGGAAGAAUGGAACGGUCCUCGUUUCUUGAGACAUGGAAAUCAUUACCGGACUCGAACGAAGUUUCCAAGGAGUUCCCGGCAAUCGUGCUGAACAGCAUUGAUGCAACCAUCGAGCGGCUAGGCUCAUCGAACGUGUUCUUUAUUGCAAAGCGCAAACACUCGAAUCAAGAUGUGUUGUAUCUGUCUGCUAAGAUACCUCAGGCAAUCCCUAUAUUGAUUGAGAUCACGGCAGCCAUCGGUGCUCCGGGCCUCAAGUGUGCAAUAAAAACUCCAAACCCAGAAAUCGCCCCGCUCUUCUUCGAGGCGAUCGAGACUCUCUUCAGGAGCUGAUUAAUUUCAUUUCCUCUACUACAAGUGUUGUGUUGUGCCUGAGGUAUAUUUGAUUUGGGUUGCUGGUGAGAUUGGAAUAUGAAGUCUAUUAAAGAGACCACCCCUACCCCUCCAAUUCCAUACUUUUUUUUUUUUUAACUAUUAUAUUACAUUAUAUUAUGCAUGCUCUUUUUUAAUUGUUGAUAUUAUUAAAUUUA
Messenger RNA from Andrographis paniculata, 3002 nucleotides. Its product is annotated as beta-adaptin-like protein C. The transcript is spliced from 15 exons. Gene Ontology annotation, cellular component: clathrin adaptor complex; membrane coat. The record is from RefSeq and is a predicted model, not a curated record. NCBI's taxonomy places the organism in Eukaryota, Viridiplantae, Streptophyta, Magnoliopsida, Lamiales, Acanthaceae. The coding region runs from base 106 to 2805 and encodes 899 amino acids. Gene Ontology annotation, biological process: intracellular protein transport; vesicle-mediated transport. Gene Ontology annotation, molecular function: clathrin binding.